Messenger RNA from Ambispora leptoticha, 442 nucleotides. Lineage: Eukaryota; Fungi; Glomeromycota; Glomeromycetes; Archaeosporales; Ambisporaceae. The record is from the annotation of a GenBank genome assembly.
ACCUCUUGAAAACCGACCAGAGACAACGAUAGUUUCACGAGACGCGCUUUUCCGAGACUCAUCUGAUGAAGAUGAAGGAGGAACUGCUAUGAAUGAGGAUGCUGUUAAACGUCUUUCCGAGAGAAUCCAAAGAGACAUGCUUUUUAAUGAGAACACCUCCGUAAUGGAUAUUGAGAAGGAUUAUAAGCUACAAUCCCACGAGGAUGAGGAAGAUAAACAAGUAUUUCGUCUUUUCGCAAGUGAACCUCCGACUCUAAUCUCAUUACAUUCUUCUGUCUUUGAUAAACAUAAUGAAAAAAUUGAAAUGAUGAGACAUGAAGACCAGUACGAAGUAAGCGACGAUUCUGAGCGCGAGAUACGCAUUGCUGCUGCUUGUAUAACUUAUGCAGAUAUUAUACGUGAGUCUCAGAUUCCAUGGGAAAGACAUUUUUUUCCACGUAAA